Trypanosoma brucei brucei TREU927 is the source of this 627-nucleotide messenger RNA. RefSeq lists its product as hypothetical. Bases 1 to 627 code for a protein of 208 amino acids. The record is from RefSeq and is a predicted model, not a curated record. The transcript has a single exon. Gene Ontology annotation, molecular function: 2 iron, 2 sulfur cluster binding. NCBI's taxonomy places the organism in Eukaryota, Euglenozoa, Kinetoplastea, Trypanosomatida, Trypanosomatidae.
AUGGUGGAAAAGCACAUGUACGACGGUUGGUCGUAUGAGCGGCUCCGUCAACAACGCAACCGCGCUCACUUCCUUCUUGAGGAACCCUACCGGUUUAUCACAGUUUUGCUUCAUCAUGGAAAGUUGUACGCCAUCGAUAGUCCAUGUUAUCACGGCUCCGGACCACUUGGCGAGGGUCAGAUAGUUGAUUUAGAAGAUAUGGAUACUGUUGUGACAUCAGGAGACGGAAAACUCGGGUCCUCACGAGUGCCUUGUUUACGCUGUCCAUGGCACUCUUACCUUAUUUCCAUUGAAACGGGGGAAUUGGUGGAGGUGCUGUCAGUUGAAGGCACUAAAACUGGGAGAGAGAAUCAAGCUGAUAAUGAUGUUGCAGAAGAGAUGCCGUCUUAUCCACUUCAGCACCGCUUUGGCACUUGCGGAGGGGCCACACACGUCUCCCGGAAGGGUGUCGUUCAGCGUACUCAUCAGGUGUCUCUCGAUGAGGCCACUGGAAUUUUAACAAUUGAAGUGGAAGAUGAGGAGGUGAUGCGCCGACGCCCGUUGCCAUCCGACAAAGUGGCGGGAGAUAUUAAGAACGGGGCCCUCACCAUGCAAAUAUUUGACAUAAAGGCCAGAGGGCUUGAGUAA